Polypterus senegalus (gray bichir) is the source of this 779-nucleotide messenger RNA. RefSeq names its product calcineurin-like EF-hand protein 2 (gene chp2). Gene Ontology annotation, molecular function: calcium ion binding. The transcript has 7 exons. NCBI's taxonomy places the organism in Eukaryota, Metazoa, Chordata, Cladistia, Polypteriformes, Polypteridae. Bases 65 to 649 code for a protein of 194 amino acids. The record is from RefSeq and is a predicted model, not a curated record.
UGUUUAAACGCCCGCCCUCAAACGAACUCUCCUGCACAGCUCGUAGAGAAGAGGCCGCGAGCCGAUGGGUGCUACUGGGUCGUCGGUGUCGCGCGUCCCAGGGGCGGAUGAGAUUCAAAAGGAAACGGGCUUCUCUUCUGCACAUAUCUAUCGACUGUAUGACAGAUUCCAAGUACUGGACAAAGAUGACAAUGGUGUGCUCAGCCGUAGAGAUCUCCAAAGCAUUGGUGAGCUUGCAGUAAACCCACUGGGGGACAGGAUCAUAGAUGCAUUUUUUCCUAAUGGGGUGGAGACAAUUGACUUCCGUUCAUUUGUCAGAAUCCUUGCUCAUUUCCGGCCCACAGAAGAGAACCGAGUGAGGGAACCUAAUGCAUCAGAGCCACUCAACAGCAGAAACAGCAAGUUAAAGUUUGCAUUUCAGUUGUAUGACCAAGACAAGGAUGGUAAAAUCUCUAGAGCUGAACUUUUGCAGGUUUUACGAAUGAUGGUUGGGGUGGAGGUUACAGAUGAGCAACUGGAAAGCAUAGCUGACCGAACAAUCCAGGAAGCUGAUUUGGAUGGAGACGGAACUAUCUCCUUUGAGGAGUUCAAGAAGUCACUGGAAAAAGUGAAUAUUGAGCAGAAGAUGAGUAUACGCUUUUUGCGAUAGAGAGCAUUGCUUCCGGGAUGUACAUGGAGAGUGACUUCAUAGUAACUUCACAAAGAUCCAAAGCAUCCAAUUGUGUCCAGAUUUCAUCUCAUGUGGUGACUCAUCUAAUAAUAAAUAAGUAUUGAACAAA